Molecule: messenger RNA, 1422 nt
Organism: Penicillium crustosum
Lineage: Eukaryota; Fungi; Ascomycota; Eurotiomycetes; Eurotiales; Aspergillaceae
Exons: 2
Coding region: 1-1422 (473 amino acids)
Cellular component (GO): extracellular region
Molecular function (GO): IgE binding
Source: RefSeq, a predicted model, not a curated record
AUGGGGCGCGUUUCUAUAUCCGUCCUUGUCGCGGGCUUGGUUGGGUAUGCCUUUGCUGGCAUACAGCAUCCUGCCCAUGGACAUCGUCAUCGCCACUUGAUGCCGCCUAUCGAAGACUUGGAGCCGCGAAAUCUGGCUUGGGAUAACGUGAAUAAUGCCCCGGAUGACUUUGUGGUGGAAUCCAUUACCCUCACGACCACCACAACCGUUUUUGGAAACUGCGCGCCAACAAAUCCCAUUCACUCGACCCUUACGCUUGUCAGGCAUAGACCUGAGCCUACACCGUGUGCACACGAUCAUGCUGUGCACAACCUCACGCGUCCCGAGGCCUAUGAGGAGCACUGGCAUCAACAAGAACAGCACCCUGAACCUAUUAUCCCGGCGCCGACAAACACAAGGCCCGCUCAGUCUCAAUUCAUUCAACCCAAGCCCCCAGCUCCCAGGCCAACGCAGCCAGAGGCCAUUACCACUAUGAUCAAGACGCAAACGAUCACCAAAACUGCAACCAAUACAGUAACGGUCACUGCCUACCCAGGAGGCAGCCCUGCAGAAAAGGCCGCGGCCCUUGCAGACACUCUUCCAAAGGGCUCUUUGGAAGAAGAGAAAGCCGUCCCAGUAAAACGUCCAUCUCCACCACCACACAACAAAAGCCACGGCGGACCCAUCGACGCUGUACUCGAUCUGCCGAGCGAAGUCAUCCCUAAUCUCCCAGCAGUAGACCAGGUCCUCCCAGGCCCAAAGCCAGACGGGCCCACGUCAGCAGAUUGGACCGCAACACCACCGAAAGGCCAGUUUGCAACAAACAAAUUCGGGGGACGUACUCAGCCGAAAGGCAAAGGCACGGAGAUCCAGUACCAGGGCAAUGUCGGCAAGCCUUGGGGAAGCAAUAUCAUCAAUGUCAGUCCGACCGAGGCACAUACGUAUAAAUAUGUAGCGCAGUUCACGGGUUCAAACGAUGAGCCCUGGACGGUGGUUGUGUGGAACAAGAUCGGGCCUGACGGCAAAUUGACCGGGUGGUAUGGGAACUCUGCUUUGACCUUUACUCUUGCACCCGGCGAGACUCGCUAUGUUGCUUUUGAUGAGGACUCCGAGGGCGCUUGGGGUGCUGCGCCUGGUGAUCAUUUGCCCAAGGAUCAAUGGGGUGGAUACUCGUGCACUUGGGGCGAGUUUGGGUUCGGUGAUGGGGAGAAUAAUGGGUGGUCGGGAUGGGAUGUUUCCGCUAUUCAGGCGCAGAUUGCGAAUCAACCUGUUCAGGGGAUGUCUAUCUGCCAGGCCGAUGGGAAGGGAUGCUCUAUUAUCACGCCUGGUGCUAAGAAGGUGGUUGAUGCUUAUGUCAAGUCAAAGAAACACCUGGAUGGAAUUGGUGGUGCGGCGUCUCCUGGUCCUGUGCGGCUUAAGGUGGUACUUGAUUAUCGGGGGUGA